Molecule: messenger RNA, 4169 nt
Organism: Labrus bergylta (ballan wrasse)
Lineage: Eukaryota; Metazoa; Chordata; Actinopteri; Labriformes; Labridae
Gene: tbc1d23
Product: TBC1 domain family, member 23
Biological process (GO): retrograde transport, endosome to Golgi; embryonic brain development
Cellular component (GO): trans-Golgi network
Source: RefSeq, a predicted model, not a curated record
AUGGCGGAUGCCGUGGAGGAAGCUCUUCAGGGCAGCUGGGACCAGGAUCUAGCCGAGGCUCUGGACUCGGGCGGCUCUGACAUGGAGAUGGAGAGAAGCAUCAUCCAGGUCCAGGAGCAAUCAGCCCAACACAGGGCCAAGAUGUGGAAGAUCGCUUUAAAUGUCUCUGGAAAAGGAGACAGUCUGUCACCGUGGGACGGCGUUCUUGAUUUACCAGAACAGACCCUCAUUCACAACCGCAGUCAACAGCUGAUAGACCAGCUGGAUGUGUCAGAGGAGGAGAGGAGUGACAUGGUGUCUGAUGUCGAGUCAGUCAUCACUUUCUACUGUAAGUCCAGAAACAUUUCGUUCACACCUGAGCUGAGCUGGCCACACAUCCUUAAACCGCUGCUAAGCCUUCAGCUCCCUCGCAGCGACCUCUACAACUGCUUCUACGCUGUCAUGAACAAAUACAUCCCCAGGGACUGUGUGCCGAACGGCCGACCCUUUCACCUGUACAGACUCCUGCUGCAGUACCAUGAACCAGAGCUCUGCUCUUUCCUGGACACCAAAAAGAUCACACCUGACUCCUACGCCAUCAACUGGCUGGGCAGUCUGUUUUCCAGUAACUGCCUUCCUGAUGUGACACAGGCCUUGUGGGACUUCUACCUUCAGCAGGCGGACCCCUUCCUCAUCUUCUUUCUCAUGCUCAUUAUCCUCGUAAAUGCCAAAGAGACCAUCCUUUCACAAGAAGGAGCCAGCAAAGAAGACAUCAUCAAAAAUCUUGAAGCGUCUCCUUCUCUUCUGGAGUCCGAGGAUAUUGAAGAUUUGUUCUCUUUGGCUCAGUACUACCAGAGCAAGACCCCUUUGUCCCUCCGAAAGAUGAACCAGAAUCUGUUUGGUAGCAGCCUGGUGGCUCUGAAAGAAGAAGACACUGACCUGAGUCAAGCUCUGUGUCUCCCCGUGUCUGUGCCUGAAAUCCUGCAGGCCAACCAGCUGCAGCAGGAUGGCGUGCGUUUCUUUGUGGUGGACUGUCGGCCUGCAGAGCAGUACAACACUGGACACCUCUCCACUGCCUUCCACCUCGACUCGGACCUGAUGCUGCAGAACCCCUCAGAGUUCGCUCUCUCAGUGAAGUCCCUCCUGGAAGCUCAGAAACAGUCCCUGGAGUCCGGCUCCAUCGCCAGCGGGGAGCACCUGUGUUUCAUGGGCAGUGGGAGGGAGGAGGAGGACAUGUACAUGAACAUGGUGUUGGCACAUUUUCUGCAGAAAAACAAAGAGUACGUCAGCAUCGCUAAAGGAGGCUUCAUGGCGCUCCAGAAGCAUCUUGUGGACAUGAACAUUGAAGGUCUGGACUCUUCAUACCUCCACUGGAUCGUCAGCACAUCAGGAUCUCACAGCAGCCUCAGCUCUGCUGAUGGAGACUUACUAAGCAGCCCUGGAGACAGCAAAGGAGUCAAGUCUCUGGUCAACAAAAUGACAUUUGCACUUAAAUCAAAGUCAGUCAACGUGAAAGAGAAGAUGAUCAGCUUCAUCGAGAAUACCUCCACCCCUGUAGAAAGAAUGUCUUUCAAUCUGCCCUGGCCUGAGAAGGUGGUCCCUGAUCGGCAUGUGAGCAGCAGCGACCGUGUUGGUAAACCUUACCGGGGGGUGAAGCCUGUUUUCAGUAUCGGUGAUGAAGAAGAGUACGAUACAGAUGAGAUCGACAGCUCGUCCAUGUCAGAUGAUGACAGGAAAGAGAUCGUCAACAUUCAGACCUGGAUAAAUAAACCAGACGUUAAACAUCACAUUCCAUGUAAUGAGGUGAAAGAAACCGGUCACAUGUUCCCCAGCCACUUGUUGAUCACAGCGACUCACAUGUACUGCCUGAGGGAGAUCGCCUCCAGGAAAGGCUUCGCUUACAUCCAGUCGAGACAAGCAUUGAACUCUGUGGUGAAGAUCACGUCCAAAAAGAAACAUCCAGAACUCAUCACGUUCAAGUUUGGAAGCAACAACUCGGCUGGAGUCGAGAUAUCAGCUGUUGAAAGAUAUCUGAUACCAAACGCAGGAGACGCCACUAAGGUCAUCAAGCAGCAGAUCAUGAAAGUCCUUGACGCUCUGGAGAGCUCGUAAAGAGAGGUGAUGGGGGUCGAGACGGCCUGCCGUAAUAAAACUGUGAGAGGAAGAGUCUCUGUCUGUCAGGAGUGAAACUUCUCCCGCUCUCCCUCCCGGACAGAUCCAGUAUCCCGAGCAGCGAUGACUGUGGAUCCCUGUGUGUCUGUGUUUGGGACAUGUGGGCACACUACUGACUGCUGCAGGCCUGAGGGAUGAGCUGUGUGACGAAAUACUUUGGUGCUCCGCCAUCAUCAAACUGUUCUCUUACUCUUAAGUUAAUUAAUCUCGGUUGUGCUGUAUUUUUUUCUUUAUUACUGACUAAAAUCUAAUCACAGUGCAAUUUCUCUUCGGCGACUUUCCUCUGGCCUUAACGUAGCGUACUGAUCGACCUGUUGACACGACUGUCCCUUUCCUUUUCAGCAUCUCAAUUCUAACCCGAACGUUAUGCAGCGAGCAGUCUUAAUUUGUCUUUUUAUUUACUUUUCUGAUUUAUUGACAGCGAGUGUGAGGCAGCAGACUCAAAGAUAAAGACGCACACUAGAAGGGAGGUUUCAACCACAACAACUGUUUUUUGAUCACAUUUAUGUCCCAGCAGGCAGCCUUAAAUAGAGGGUUAAAUUUGGGGGUGUUUAUAAAUAUCGAUAUGUGUAUAUAUUGUUGAAAAGUGCUCUAUAUCAGCACAGACCUUUGCAAAGUCAUUUUUUGAAAGCAUAUCCUGAUAGUUAGACUAUGCUGUGAAGCUCCCCUUUGAACGGUUUCUGGGAGAUUAUUUAUUCUCAGCCUUUACAGAAAAUAUUGAUUUAACGUUGUCUUACAGCAGUGGGAUGUAGCUGUUAGAAAGCAUUGUUCACAGCCCCCGCCCCCCUUUCUGGACUACAUCAGUAUUACAAACAGGAGCGUCAGUGAUUGCAGUUUUUAAGAGCCUGAGCGCCUCAGUAUUUUUCCAUCUUUUCAGAUUCAGUAUGUGGAUAAUUUUUCACAGUCAAACUGCUAAAAUUGGCCAUGACUUACAUCCCAUUUAUGCCUUCAAUUAUGUUUUGAGCUGCAUCUGGACUUGUUAUCUGGGUGAAGAUAAGCGCAUGUAAAUAACGGUGUAAAUGUGUCGGCAUAGAAACACGAGGGUCAGAACAGACUUGAAACAUCUUUAGGAAGUCUGGCUCACAUUGUGUUCUGAUUAAAUGUUGGUUGAAAUGCAGUUUUUACAUCAUGCUAGCAUCUCUCUCUUAAAUCCUGUUUGAUCCAUUUCAACAUCCGGCUCAAAAAGUUGCAUCUGAAAAAACCUGGACCCUUUUCAGUUUUCUGCCAAGAAUCUGGACUUGAGUAAAACAGAUGAUCUUAAUCUUGAUAGUGAAAAAAAAGUGCAACCCCAAAAUCUAGGUCAUUAUGGUCCAGAUGAAAGCUUCAGAUCGAGCAGGUCCUGGUGAAAUGUUUGAUUAUACUCUCACCUGGAGGUGAUUACUGUACAUGCUUCUAAAUAUUUAGGAUGAAAAGAUAGUAUCUAAGCUUUGAACUGAAUGAACGAUUGUAAAAAGAAAAGUCAUUAUAUAUCUAUGUUUUCAAAUCAUUCUUAUCCAUUGUUAUUCGUCUACAAUAAGCAGCUUGCCUUUGUUGCCUUCAUGGCCUCAUGCCUGUGAUGUGAUUUCUGGCACCAGCUGUGGCAACACAUCACACUCAUUUGCUGCUUGUCCUUUGAUUUUCAGCUCUUUCUUGCUCUCCUUGCUUUUUUUCUUUGCUAAUGUACUCAUUUGUGUUGAAGUCUAGUUGUGAAGCCAGCCUUGGUUUAAAAUGAUGCAGAGAGGCUUUGUCUCUUUAAAUUAACAGACGGAAAAACAUUAUAAAUAUGGAGAAAACCAAAACUUGAAGGUCAUAAAUCUGGUCUUCCUUCACUCCAGUCGUACAUAGCAUUCCUGUGUAACUCAUGCAUUGUGUUGUAACUUUGUAAUAUUUAUCAGUGUUGACUGGAAUCAGGAGUUUUUGCUCUGUAACAUCGCAGGAUGUCACCACUUGUCCAAAUGCAACAUGUCUUUGCACCUUACUGUUCUGCUAUUAUUUUCUAAACGUUUCUGUUUAUAAUAAAUGGAGAUUAUUUGACUGUA